UCAGAAAUACAAGGGGAUAAACUUCUGACUGUCGGAUCUCUUCAGGCUGAGAGACUCCAGAGUAAAUUAACUGAGAGAGAGAGAAUUUAAAGAAGGUAUUUCUUUAGGUGAACUUUUUUGGUUGUCUGCUCUGCCAACAGCAGUGUAAAAUAACGAAGAAACUGCAGCAGUCCUUUCCCACUGUCUUUCUACAUAAUCAGUGUGCAGGGUAGAAGGGAACAGGACCCAUAUGUCAGUGGUCUAGGAUGGCCAGUGAAGGCUCCAACAUCCCAAGUCCUGUGGUCCGUCAGAUUGACAAGCAGUUUCUGAUUUGCAGCAUAUGCCUGGACCAUUACAAGAACCCCAAAGUACUUCCCUGCCUGCACACUUUCUGUGAGAGGUGUUUACAGAAUUACAUUCCAGCCCAUAGCUUAACCCUUUCUUGCCCUGUGUGCCGCCAGACCUCCAUUCUGCCAGAGAAGGGGGUUUCUGCACUCCAGAACAACUUCUUUAUUACCAACCUGAUGGAUGUCCUGCAGCGAACGCCACACAACAUCAUUGAGGAGUCCUCCAUCUUGGAGACUGUCACUGCUGCUGCUGCAGGCAAACCGCUCUCCUGCCCCAAUCAUGAUGGAAAUGUGAUGGAGUUUUACUGCCAGUCCUGUGAGACAGCCAUGUGCUGGGAAUGCACAGAGGGGGAACACGCAGAGCAUCCCACGGUACCACUCAAGGAUGUGGUGGAGCAACACAAGGCUUCCCUCCAAGUCCAAUUGGAUGCUGUCAACAAAAGGCUUCCAGAGAUUGACUCAGCACUUCAUUUUAUAUCUGAAAUCAUACACCAGUUAACCAACCAAAAGGCUAGCAUUGUAGAUGACAUUCAUUCCACUUUUGACGAACUCCAGAAAACUUUAAAUGUGCGAAAGAGCGUGCUGCUCAUGGAGCUGGAAGUGAAUUAUGGCCUUAAACACAAAGUCCUCCAGACGCAGCUGGAUACUUUACUAGAAGGACAGGAAAGCAUUAAAAGCUGCAGCAACUUUACGGCCCAAGCCCUCACCCAUGGCACUGAAACUGAAGUGCUGCUGGUGAAGAAGCAGAUGAGUGACAAGCUGAAUGAACUGGCUGAGCAGGACUUCCCGCUGCAGCCCCGUGAAAAUGAUCAGUUGGACUUUAUAGUGGAAACAGAAGGCCUGAAGAAGUCCAUUCACAACCUGGGGACUAUUUUAACUACCAACGCUGUUGCCUCUGAAACAGUUGCCACCGGUGAGGGACUGAGGCAGACAGUGAUUGGACAGCCCAUGUCCAUAACCAUCACAACCAAGGACAAAGAUGGGGAGCUCUGUAAAUCUGGGAAUGCUUACCUCACUGCUGAACUGAGCACACCUGAUGGGAGUGUAGCGGAUGGAGAAAUACUCGACAACAAAAACGGCACCUACGAAUUUUUGUAUACUGUUCAGAAAGAAGGGGACUUCACUUUGUCACUGAGACUUUAUGAUCAGCAUAUCAAGGGUAGCCCAUUCAAACUUAAAGUGGUCAGGUCAGCAGAUGUGUCUCCUACCACUGAAGGGGUUAAGAGACAUGUUAAAUCUCCAGGCAGUGGUCAUGUGAAGCAGAAAGCUGUGAAAAGACCUGCGAGCAUGUACAGCACUGGCAAAAGAAAAGAGAAUCCCAUUGAAGAUGAUUUGAUCUUCAGAAUAGGCACCAAAGGAAGAAAUAAAGGGGAAUUUACAAAUCUUCAAGGUGUAGCUGCAUCUACAAAUGGAAAAAUAUUAAUAGCAGACAGUAACAACCAGUGCGUGCAGAUAUUUUCCAAUGAUGGUCAGUUCAAAAGCCGUUUUGGCAUACGAGGAAGGUCUCCUGGCCAGCUGCAGCGGCCAACAGGAGUGGCUGUGCAUCCCAGUGGUGACAUCAUUAUUGCAGACUAUGAUAACAAAUGGGUUAGCAUAUUCUCAUCAGAUGGAAAAUUUAAGGCCAAAAUUGGAUCUGGAAAGCUCAUGGGCCCUAAAGGUGUUUCAGUGGAUCGUAAUGGACAUAUCAUUGUAGUGGACAAUAAAGCAUGCUGUGUCUUCAUCUUCCAGCCAAAUGGGAAAUUAGUCACCAGGUUUGGAAGUCGAGGAAAUGGUGACAAGCAGUUUGCAGGUCCUCAUUUUGCAGCUGUAAACAGCAACAAUGAAAUUAUCAUUACAGAUUUUCAUAACCAUUCUGUCAAGGUAUUUAACCAGGAGGGAGAAUUUCUGCUUAAAUUUGGAUCAAAUGGAGAAGGAAAUGGGCAAUUUAACGCACCAACUGGAGUAGCAGUAGAUUCUAAUGGAAAUAUUAUCGUAGCAGACUGGGGAAACAGCCGAAUACAGGUUUUUGAUGGAAACGGAUCAUUUUUAUCCUACAUUAACACCUCUGCUGACCCACUUUAUGGUCCCCAAGGUCUGGCUCUUACUUCAGAUGGCCACGUUGUAGUUGCAGACUCUGGAAAUCACUGUUUCAAGGUGUAUCGAUACUUACAGUAGCAAUGAGCUCUGGAGCUGGAUAAUCACCCACCCUUACAAAAAGACUCAUCCUAGAGAUCCAGUGCAAGAUAUCUCCUACUUUUUUUUUUCAUUUUUAAUAACAAAGGAGUCUCUUGUGGACUUCUUGUGAUAAUUUCCAAGCUUACCUUGUUUACAUAGGACUUGCACCUCUUAUGUUUCUCACUGAACUUUUUGAUGUGUUAAUAAAAAAAAUCCUCUGUAACUGAAUUCAUAUAGACAAUGUGAAAUUACACACAAACUGCAACCUAUGAAACUGGAAUUAACUAAUAAGGUAAAAAUGAGAAAAAAUUGGGAAAAGUCCCCAAAGCUUUUUGAUGACUGCAAAGGAUAGCUCCUGCUCAGAGCUUCCAAGUCUAAAUAACCAACUUCCUGGAUUAUUUAACCCAGAGGUGAUCCUGGGAAUGUUCUAGAUCUCAUUAUCAUGGUAGGUAUUACACUUUUAACAUUCUUCAGUCUUACUGUGUAUAACAAGUAGGUUCUUUUAGUAUAAGGUUAAGUCUCACAAAAUCCAUCUAGCUCUAACCAUCAGACCUAACACAGCUCAGUGUUUAGCACUAUGAGAAUCAAUGCAAAUUCCCUAUUCAUGUGGAAUUAAUGAAGGAUUGUUUCGUGUGGCCGUUUUUCACUCUUCCUCUUGCUCAGUGUGCAGGAAGGAGUUUGCAGAGACCUGACAUUUCUAAAACUCUGGAAAAACUUAAUUGUAGCGAUAUGUUAGUGGGAGCAGACCUUUUGACACCAAACUAGUUCAUUAGGAUCAAGGUUAUUACAAUGUCAAGUUGAUUAACCUCAUGUGUGCCACUCUUUCAUACAUGUCCAUUGCCAUGUUUCCUUACGGCAACUCAUUGUAUUAACCUGUAAAAUAAAAUGCAGCUUCACACAGGACAGAAAGCCAGAGAAGUACCCCUGUGGAGGACCUACAUUAUACAACCAAAGGAACUAUGGUAAACAGAGGUUGUAUAGGAAAUCCAAGGGUUACCAAAGCUAUUUGUUUUUAUGUGAGAAAAAAUUCGUUAAAAAUAAAAUUGAAUUUGAACCAAUUCCUGAAGUCCGUCAUCAAAGGGAAUUUUGUUAGAGAACAAAACAAGGACUGUUAGAUUUGUUCCAAUUUGUUUGUAUGUAUGUAUGUAUGACUGAUUGACAUAAAAAUAAAAAAACUAAACAUGGGUUAUUUCAGCAAACUGGAAUGUAUGUAUGAUAUUUGACAAUGGAAGUACUCUAAAAAAUGACCUUUCUUCCUCUGCCAGAUCCCUCUACUGUGUUCUUUGUUGAAGUAUUAAUUUAACUGGAAAUGCUUACAGGCAUGGUUCUGUUUUUAAUGUUUGAUUUGUUGAGGUUUUUUUAAGUAUAAACUUGUCCUUUCUAAAGUAGCAUUGGCUUUAUUCUUAUUUCUAUAUCCAGUGGUCAAAGGUUGAGUUGCUACUGUAGCCUGAUAUAGAUAGUGGUGCUCCCUUUUAAGUGUUGUUUAAGGAGCUGUGAGCUUGCUGCCAAUGCCUACAAUAGCAUGGGAAAUGCUGUCUUUCUUUUCUCAUUUUUAGGGCCUUGAAACAAAAGGGCAUUGGGUCAGAAACAAGGGAGUAUUUUAAGCAUGUUUGCAAAAUGGAAAGAAAUCUUUGAUAAAAUUUCUUGUUAUAAGUAUUUGUCUUAUUUCUAAAACGUCGGUGGUUGUUUCAAUGAAUUUGAGAAAAAGGUAUGGUUUUUUGUAAAGUUGCAUUUGACUUGUAAAAUGCAGACCCCAAGGUUCUUAAAUGGGGGGUUUGUCUGGUUUUUAAUUACUGUUUCCUAAAGAUAUUUCCUCUUCUUUCCUUUAUUUUUUGCACAUAGAACCAAUUUACAAUUUCUUGUGCAAAUAUGUUUCCUUAUUUCAUUGGAAUAAAUUCUUUGUGCAUGAAGCUUAAGGACUGUAUAAUGAAGCUAAGAAACUGGUGGUAACAUUUAUGAAUAUUAAAACUCAAGUUUGUUAUUACUAAGAGAACAAAAUAUCCUCUGCUUGAACUGAGUUUGUCCUAAAAUUCUGAAGAUGGUAUCUCAGUCAUUACAAAUAAACUGUCCUAUCAAAAUUUAACAAAGCUGUAGAUCAAAUUUUCAUUCCAAGUGUCCUUAUAAC
Molecule: messenger RNA, 4605 nt
Organism: Prinia subflava (tawny-flanked prinia)
Lineage: Eukaryota; Metazoa; Chordata; Aves; Passeriformes; Cisticolidae
Product: tripartite motif-containing protein 2-like
Exons: 12
Coding region: 246-2480 (744 amino acids)
Biological process (GO): protein polyubiquitination; proteasome-mediated ubiquitin-dependent protein catabolic process; negative regulation of translation
Molecular function (GO): translation repressor activity; zinc ion binding; protein binding
Source: RefSeq, a predicted model, not a curated record